Molecule: messenger RNA, 1023 nt
Organism: Puntigrus tetrazona (Sumatra barb)
Lineage: Eukaryota; Metazoa; Chordata; Actinopteri; Cypriniformes; Cyprinidae
Product: titin-like
Exons: 3
Coding region: 49-1023 (324 amino acids)
Molecular function (GO): protein binding
Source: RefSeq, a predicted model, not a curated record
UGGUUGAUAUUACAACAAUUUCUGGAUCAAGUACCCUCUUUAUCAGAGAUGCUGACCGUAGUCAUCAGCGGUGUUUAUAGUGUGGAGGCCAUAAAUCCUUCAGGAUCUAAAAGGGAAUCAGUGAAAGUUGAAGUCUUUGAUACACCUGGUGAACCAGUUGGACCAAUCACAUUUUCAGAUAUCUCUGAGGGCAAAGUAACACUUUCAUGGAAUCCACCUGAGAAUGAUGGUUGUUCUGAGGUCACUCAUUACAUUAUUGAGAAGCGGGAAACAUCUAAAAUUUCAUGGACACUUGUUACAGAUGAGUGCUUGGCGAGCACAUACACUGCCACCAAACUGAUCAAGACAAAUGAGUAUCAGUUUCGUGUUUCUGCAGUCAAUAGGUUUGGUGUUAGCAGACCACUGGAUUCAGCCCCUGUGAUUGCACAGAUGCAAUACACUGUUUCAGAUUCUCCUGGAACUCCAGAUGCAACAGAUGUUGACGGAGAAAGUAUCACAAUAAACUGGGCUCCACCAACACAUGACGGUGGAAACCCAGUAAAAUAUUACAUUGUGGAAAGACGUGAAAAGAAGACUGGUCGCUGGCUGAAAGUCCUAACAAGGAAACCCAUUGUUGAGGCUGCACACAGAGUGACUCAUCUCACUGAGAAUGUGGAGUAUGAAUUCCGUGUGUAUGCUGUAAAUGAUGCUGGAAUUGGAGCACCAAGCAACAUUUCAAUGCCAAUUAAAUGUGCGGAGCCAACUGAAGUACCUGAUGCCCCAUCUAUUGUCAAUGUGAACGACACUACCAAUACAUCUGUCAGCCUGGAAUGGACCAGACCUGCCUAUGAUGGUGGUAUGGAAAUCCAUGGCUACAUUAUUGAGAUGUGCAAGGGAUCUGAAAUAGAAUGGCACAGAGUCAAUGAGGAUCUCUGUGGGGUCACAAAGUACAAUGUCACUGGAUUGGAAACUGGUGCAGAGUACAAGUUCCGUAUUUGUGCAGUAAAUUCUGUUGGAAAGGGCAGAAGCCAAAGAAAUUCCUGA